GUUUACUAGUGGAUUGUGUGGGUGUUGUGGAAGCUGGUAGGCUGAUUUCAGUAAAUGUUAUUUCUUGGAAAGGAUACACUAACGGUGGAAAGAUUUUCGAGGUAAACUGUAUCUUAUCCAUAUCCUCCAUACUACUUUCUCCUGCCAUUGAAUUUGUCCUCUAUUGUUUAUGUUCACUAGUCCUCAGCUCUAUUGUGCCUGAGACUUUUCAGUUGCAAAUUGAUCCUUCUUCGGACAAUGGGAUUACCCAAGCUAAUCCUCUGUCUUCUUUUGUGUACUGUUGUGAAGGUAUGCGUAGCCCAGGUUCACCUUCAUGUGCUAUACUACCCUUGUAUAAACUUGCAGCAGUAUGCUAAUGGCAUAUUACACACCAAACCAACCAAAUUUCUUGGGUCCCGCCUUACUUAUUUCCGACGGUAGUUGAUUUUGGAAGAGACUUUUGGGCCCGUCGCCAUGGUCGUAAAACUCUGUCCUGCAAUGCAAAUUGUGUGACAUGAGAUUUUUUUUCGUUUCGCAUCUGCAACGGAAACAUUCAAUCUGCGUUUCGUGUGCAAAAUUCUGGUUGCUACUAUGGUAACAGCGAUAUAUCCGAUUUAGGACGACUUUCCAAAUCCACAUUUGGUUCCUCCCAGAGCUCGAGAGGCCGCUCGGGGGGCCCACUUCCAUUGAAGAGUGGAUACCAAGCGCGACCACGCGCAAAAAGGGAAAGAGUGGGCAAGUACGUUACUUAUAGGCCUAUGUAACGUUAUAAGGGUGUCAAAAACGAUGUUUAAAAUACUGAAAAAGAGGAUAUGUUUUCAAUACUUGUAGGGUUUCACAAGCUAAAUACUUUUAAAAGAUGCAUUUUCAUAAUCUGGAAAAGCCUUGCGUCCCUUGUUUAGGGUGCUUUUCGAAACCGCAUGGUCGUGCCUGGUAUCCACUCAUCAAUGGAAGUGGUCCCCCCGGGAAUUCGAAUCUAAUCCCCAUUUUUGGGGAAAGUAAAACAUAAUGCCCAUUACAUUGUGUGCUAGAGGCAUAUCGUUUGUGUAGGAGUAAACAAAAUAAAUUUCGGCUGGUACGUGUUCAGACCAAGGUAACUCCUUGUUCAGACGUGUACAUGCUGUGUACAUAAUCAACGCAUGCGAAAUGGUUUCUGCUGGAGAGGUGAUUUGACCCUUGGAAUCAAUUGCCAGAGAUCCACCAAUAAUCCACAUUGAAUGCAAUAUCGAUUCGAUGGACUAAUGAUCUAUAUCUAAGCCUUAAUUCAGUAACUUUUUCCUCACUCAAUAUGUACUCGAUUUGUUUGAAAAACCACUUUCUUAUCCAUGUCAUAAUCUAUUGUAGGUCCUGCAUUUAGAAUAUCUCCAGCCAUCAGUCGUAAUGUACAUGCAUGUAUGGUGCGGGUGUCGCGGGAAAUAGUUUUGCACACGAAAAGCAGAUCUGUAGGGCCUGUAACCCCCUUGUAACACAAAGCUUAGCAUUGAUUGUAGAGCAGUUUUCUACAUUUGAUUCUAUUGACUAUAAUGUACAAUCAAUCUUAAAAAUCAAGUGUAUGAUUAAGCGUUAACUUUUGUGUUAGGGGACACUAAUAUUAGCGUCCGUGAGGUUUGCGAAAGGUCCCAAUUACGCCAAUACAACUGCUACUUUUCAAUUGAGUCUCCUCACGUCGGGUGAUGUACAGUCAAAUCUUGGCCCAUUGAGACCACCAACUACUAAGAAUAAUUCUCAUCACAAUUCACAGGUUGAUGAGAACAAUGCAUAUAUACAUCGUUUAUCCUAUGACAGGGACUCCUUGUUUAAAAUUCAACUACCUCUCUCACAAACACUUACAUUGUAUGCUUAAGCGUGAAGUACUUGAUGAAAUUAACCUACUUGGUAUAUCUCGUAAACCAUGUGUACAAAGAAAACCUAGGAAACAUAGGCAUCGGGGUAAACGUGGCGGUCAAAGAAAGCAACGUCAGAUCCCAGUGCUUGUCUCCUUGACUCCACCUAUUAUAGACCGUCUAUUCAUCGUGAUGUUGUUAAGAAUAAUCUUGUACCAAUCAAGCUAGUUGACCCAUGUAACUCAUCAAAUAUUAAACUUUGUUUGUGGAAUGCUCAUUCAAUAAGAAACAAAACUUUUCUCCUCCACGAUUAUGUAUUAGAAUAUGACUUGGAUAUAAUGAUGAUCACUGAAACAUGGUUCCAUGUUGAUGAUCCAGCAGUCAUUAAUGAAUGUACACCCCCUGGGUAUGCCAUGUUCAGCAGACCUAGACUUACUGACCACCAUGGGGGAAUUGCUAUUUUAUAUAAAUCUCAUUGAACUUGACUGUGAAUUCUCAAGCCCCCAUUGACAUUCAAAAUAAGUUCAAGAGCUUUGAACUUGCCCAUGUGGUUUAUAGACACAAAACUGGUAACAUUCAUAUCUUUGUGAUCUAUAGGCCUCCACCUUCAGCAUCAAACGGUCUCCGUCUUAGUGAUUUUCUAGUUGAAUUUGAAACCCUGGUAAAUGAGAUUUCUCUUUUAUCUGGUCAUGUUAUUAUGGCUGGUGAUUUCAAUGUACACGUUGAUGAUCCAUCCAGGUCCGAUGUCAAACAAUUCUUGUCAAUCAUUGAAACUGGUAGUAUGAUCCAGCAUGUUAAUGGCGCAACACACAAAUUUGACCACACUUUAGAUCUUGUAAUGUCCAGGGAACUCAUAAAUCCUGGUUGCUGUGUACUAGAAGAUAACUGCAAUAACACUUUGAUUGAUCGUCAGAUACACGACGUUACUAUACAUGAGAAUCUUCUCUCUGAUCAUCAUUGUGUACAUUUUUGUUAUAGCCCGGUGGAAAUUCCUGCAGCUGAGAGGUUUCGGCACACAGUCCGAAAGUUCAAAGAUAUUAACCCUGAUAGUUUUUCUUCGAUGCUUUCUAACAAUCUUAAAACACUUGUGUACAGUGGUGGCGUGAAUGCUCUCUUGCAGGAUUAUACUACGGCAGUUAAGGAAUGUCUAAGCAUGCACCUCAAAAAUCGUAUGUGCAGUCCAUUCGUAUCCGCAAUCCGCAAUGCGGAUGUUCUCUCUGCACGUAGGUCUAGGCGGCAAGCUGAAAGAAGAUGGAAGAAACAUCGGACAGAUGAAAACCGUUCACUAUAUGUUGCAGCAAAUAAACUUGUCAAUGAUGCAAUAAUACAUGCUAAAAAGUCUUUUUUAGAUGAUAGACUCACUGAUGCUGAUGCUAAAACUGUCUUCUCUACUCUCAAUAGUAUUCUUGAUAGGGACAAGAAACUUCUUCCAAGUAAGAAUUGUUCUCCUGUGUCCUUGGUAACAAGAUUCAGAGAACUCUUUGUUGAAAAGAUUGUUAGGAUUCGUGAGAGCCAUGACAGUACCAAUAAUCAGGAACUUGAUCAAUGCCCUCAGAGUGACAAUACAUGCUCCUUCUCUGCCUUUGAUGUUAUCUCUGAAGAAAAUUUAAAGAUUAUCAUCACUAAAAUGUCUCAUGCUUCUUGCUCGUUGGACGUUGAACCAACGUGGCAUUUAAAGAAAUAUGUUUUAUAUCACAUCUCGGCUCUCCCCAAGGUGGUCAAUGCCUCUUUACAAUCAGGGGUUUUUCCAGUAGCAUGUCACCAGGCCUUAAUCACACCUGUGCUUAAGAAAACUACACUAGAUUAUCAAGAUCUGAAAAAUUAUAGACCUGUCAGUAAUCUAAGUUUUGUAGCUAAAGUUAUUAAGAAAACUGCAGCGUCUUAAUUGGUUGAAUACCUCACCACUAACAACUUAAAAUAUCAGAGCAAGUUUCAGCUCCUUGGACUUGCAAAUACGGUCCCCCCCCCCCCCCCCCCUAACUUUCGAAUCCGUUCCGCGCCCCUGUACCUUAAUAGCACUACUGUUAAAAAAAUAAAUAGAAAAUGUAAAAAAAAAAUAGUCAUAAAAAGUCGCGUGCAUAAGACCAAAAUCUACGUACGCUUCAGGAAUGUUCGAUAACUAAGUGCAAGCGUCAAUUUGUGAAAUAGCGCCAACACUGUGCUAUGACAUCUGAAACUUUCAGUACUAAUUCCAUAAUAUUGUGCUAUAACAUUCAAAUAAAAUAUAUUCGAUCGUAUUAAAUCAAUUCCCAACUUCAAAAGUGCCACGAACAUUUAUUUGUAUUUUCGUUCCCUUUCUUUAUGAGCUGCUUUCACUUGUUAGGCCUUCAAUCUCAUCAAACUUGUCGAGAUCAAAAUGACUAAGGAGGAUGAUUAAAUGUCAACUACUCCCUCCUAAUCAUCGCCAUCAUCCCACCACCACCAUCAGCAAACUUGUUGAACGAGUUGAAUAUUCUGUUUAUUCUUUAAGAUCUUUCAGCAAAGGGUAUCUGCCUAUAUUCUAUAAGUCGGCAUAAGCAUCUACAUUCAGCGGGAUGCUUUGUCGUCCUGUAAUAUCGAUUUUCUACUGUAUCUUUGCGUGGAAAUAUUCAUCGCAGCUAUAUUUCAUACUCGGCAUGCUAACGGUAACAUGAGUUACUUCCCUAGUCAUCACAGAAACACAAUUGGGAGAUCACAUGUCAGAAAUGUUGAAUAGAUAGUGUGUUAUGAACACCCCUCUUCAUUAUUAUCAUCAAAAGCAGCAGCUUCCCCUCCUCAUCAUCCACACCCUCAUAAUCAUCAUCAUCACCAUCAACAUCAUCAUCAUCAACAACAUCAUCAUCACCAUCAUACUGGACCCCUCAGAAGAACAGCCUGUGGCUGAAGAGGGUCAUCCAGCCCACGAGUG
This is a messenger RNA of Lytechinus pictus (painted urchin), 4689 nucleotides long. RefSeq lists its product as uncharacterized. The transcript has 2 exons. Lineage: Eukaryota; Metazoa; Echinodermata; Echinoidea; Temnopleuroida; Toxopneustidae. The record is from RefSeq and is a predicted model, not a curated record. The coding region runs from base 2500 to 3687 and encodes 395 amino acids.